CCACAGCAUUCACAGACCCUGCUGCUGCUGUCUGGCACUUUCGUUUCUUCGUACGCCAUGGCGGUCGGACUUCCUGCUGUAGCUGUAUUAUUACUCGGUUCAAGUCUGUCCACUUGUGUACUUGCACUGAGUAAUGAGUGUAAGUCCUACAGGGAUUCUUACGGCGUGYACCAUUUUUCUAAGACAUGCUUCUUCAAUUUUUGCUGUGGAACCUGUAACGAUAGGGAUUGUUGUAGUGAUCCUCGUCGACGGCUGACAGAAGAUGCUCAAGAUGACUGUGACGAAAGAUGGGUUUAUGAAUCAAGUCCUGCGCCUAUGAUCGUUGGUAUUGUGGGCUCCAUURUCGCUCUCCUCAUCUUCAUCUGCUGUUGUGUCUGUCCAUGCUGCUGCCUGUACAAGAUGUGCCGUAAACCACAGCCUGUGGUAACAACCACCACCCACACCACAGUGGUUACCACCAAUCCUCAGCAAUACCCCCGGCAGCCAACUGCAGCGUCUGGUCCUCCUCCUCAGCCCUACCAGGGGGUUCAGUAUCCACCUUAUCAGCCUAUACCAGUGCAGCCGGGCUAUGGAACUCAAGGCACGCCAGCGGCACCUUACCAGGGACAGCCAUUUGCUCCGGGACCACCACCAACGUAUCAGGAAGCCACUGGUCCUGCCUACCCACCCCAGCCAAUGCCUUACAGCCAGGCGGCUUACGGACCCGGACAGCCACCGUACCCUAUGCACCCACCUACCCAGCCUCAGCCUCAGCCUCAGCCAAAUGUUCCACCCACUCAGAUGGACUACUUGUCCCAGCCAGCAUACAACCCGGAUUUUGUUGCUCCACCCAAGAUUCAAUAAGAAACCUCAGUGCCACAUUUUCAACCACAAACAUGCCGCUACGUUUUAAAACGUAGCUGGGCUGGGAAAAAUGUCUUUUAUUACAGAUGAGCAAUUCCACAUCUUGCUUCAUUCASUCUGUUGGGAGCUCCCUUGCGUAGUCAUUCUAGUGGAAACGUUUACACCUUUUGGCUCUAUGUUGCAUGUUCUUGCUGUAUAGGUAAACGUGGUGAGAUUGUCUGUUGCCAUUUUUUUUCUUUUUUGUUUUAUUUGUUUUUGUCAACUUGGCGAGUGAAACAUGAAACCACUGUAAGUUUUUAGUGUUUUAAAGCAUAUUUGAACUUUUCUGAAAAUGCCUCAAACCUUCCUGUUUGCCUUUCAUUUUUCUGWUUUGGUGACAUAACUUAAGAGAUGUUUUCACAUCCAUGCCAGUCAUCUCAUAAGUAUUUGCCGCUCUAUUGCAAAAGUGCUUUCAACGUUUAUUUCUUCCUGUAAGCACAUUUCUUUUUUUGUAGUGUUGUAAAGUGUGUGCUGUAUCCUGUAGUACAUUUUCAGUACUUGUUGUUUUGUGAACAAACCAAGUCUAAUAUUCAUGACUGAUGCUSACAUCAGCAGAGGGAAUGAGCAGUUUCAUAUUAAAAACUCCAGUAAAAGGGACAAAGUCAACUCAGCAGAUCUUUGCACAUAAAGAAUAUUUAGUUUUGUGCUCAUCUACAUAGUUCAUUUAAAACAAAGUAGUUUUAUUUUUCCAGAUCUCAUCGCACGUAAAUCAUCCAAAAUGCAUCGACAGUUUUACCUGGGAAGAUUUCUUCCCUUAUCAGUCUACCAAACAUUUUGUCAAACUCAAAAAGGAGAAGCGUUACGCUUAUGGCAAAAAAUAAUUUGUGCCUUCAAAGCAAGGUUCUAAUUUUUGAGCACUUUAAAAUAUUUUUGUUCUACUUAUUUCUAAAUGUUGAAACUCCUGCUGGGUCAUGUCAGUUUUGUUAUCUGGGCUUGUGUUCAAACUAUUUCCAAAGGACUGUUUUGUGGUUCCCUCUGUUAGAGCAGUUUUAAUUGUGUGAUUUAUUUACAAAUGUUUUAACUAACAGGCCACCGUUUUUUUUUUCUUUGCUCACAAAAAAUAACCCUGAAAUUGGAUUUUAAAAGUGACUUUUUCUUGUGAUUCAGGUGAUCAGACAUUGAUUGUGUUUCUUUGUUGAGCUCAGUUUUUGCUUUUUUUUAAAAAUAUUUACUCAUUGACCUUUUUUUUGUCUCAAGCCUUAAUGGUCAUGCAGCCUUCUAAUGUCAGUUUUGAUUUGUAUCAAGAUGUUCAUUUGUCUUUUUUUUAAUACGAGUGAGGAUGUUUGUUUUUUUCAUCAUCUACAAUUCAUUUGCUGAUCUGAAAAUCAUAGGGUCAACAGGUUUAACAGAAGUUUAUAAAGUACAUGUUUUUGUUUUAUUUUUGUAAAUUUUACGUUCUUGUUGUUGAAUGGGACUGGGAUAUGGACAUUCUCAGCAGCUCUGAGCUAAAGUGAACAACAAAGUAACAGUGAAUACAUUAAAAAGACCACCUAAACGUUCAAAAA
Messenger RNA from Austrofundulus limnaeus, 2387 nucleotides. Its product is annotated as protein shisa-5. Lineage: Eukaryota; Metazoa; Chordata; Actinopteri; Cyprinodontiformes; Rivulidae. Bases 58 to 843 code for a protein of 261 amino acids. The record is from RefSeq and is a predicted model, not a curated record. The transcript has 5 exons.